Molecule: messenger RNA, 2139 nt
Organism: Penicillium verhagenii
Lineage: Eukaryota; Fungi; Ascomycota; Eurotiomycetes; Eurotiales; Aspergillaceae
Exons: 2
Coding region: 1-2139 (712 amino acids)
Source: RefSeq, a predicted model, not a curated record
AUGCCAUCGACUUUCCGGUCCUCACGGUCCGGCCGCCAACUCGAUGGUAACCGCCGAACUGGCCAAAUCGACCACGAUGUCUUCGAAGGAUUGCCUGUCCGCCGCUGGUCGCGUCAGCCACAGGUACACUCACAGAUGCCUAAGUCCGAAGAUCCUGAGUAUCAACAAGGGCCCGGUGCAGGCGCUAUGCUUUCUGAACUAGCUAUGCCGCGGGACAGUAAACUCCUCGGCUCAAGCAGUUGCGCCCUCCUACGCGCCGCUCGUGCCGGGUGCAUUUACAUUCGCCAGAAUGCUCGCGCCCCUGAAGAUAACGAUAAAAAGACUGCAGAUGGCGAGGAUGGAUCCGGUAAUAACUCGGCGGAACGCACCUUCACUAGUCGCAAGUGGAUGGCACUUCCUAAACACCUGGAGCCUGCGGAGGUGGAGUUCCUGGCAAAGAGACGAGUUGGCUUGCCAUCGCUUUAUGGCGGUGUGACAUCUGCCGAUGGAUCUGGGUCUGGCCCUGGUCCCAUGAGGCGGACUAAGUUCAAGAAGACGGACCCUGAAACGGGGAAAAUCUCCAUCUAUGAAGCAUGGGUCCCUGAAGGGCAUCGCAUUGAAGGCGAGAUCACGGGUGAUGUUCAGGCCAUUGCUCAGCAGAGUACUGUACCCGUUAAAGCCGAGAUGCCUGCGCCCGGAACUGUUGUGGAAGGUGUCGGCAUUGUCAAUUCGGAGGGUGUCGUGGUUGCGGAAGCUGGUUCGGCUUCUGUUAUGACUCCGCCUAAGAGACGACCCCCGCCGCCCAAGCGCAAGAAGAUGAAGGGUCCUGGCAGGGGAGGAAAGAAGAAGGUCAUGUUUGCUCCUGGGGAAGGCGCCGAUGCUGCGACUGUCCACGGCGUUCCCCCCGGUCCGGGUGCUGGUGAUAGUGCCCCCAAGGAGGGACAGGAUGCUUCACAGAUGUCAACCAAUCAGCCUGGUCAGGAUGACGAUGACGACGACGAUGGUGAUGAUGGCGACGACAGUGAUGAGGGAGAUGAAUCCAUGAUGGAUGCGAAAACCCCGGAAACCCCACAGGCUCCAUCUGUCGCCGAAUCUGGAGACCUAACUUCCGUCAAUACCCCGGCCGACUCCAAGGACAUUGAAAUGACUGACGCGACUUUCGAACCGCAAUCUCAUGUCUCAGAACCUGCUAUGACAGGAAGCCAAGAGAUUGAACAGCCACCAGCAGUGCCUGAGGUAUCACAGGCUGGAUCCCAGAUCACCGAGGCUGCUUCUGCUGCGCCUGCUUCUGCUACUGAAUCUGAUGGAAAGCCUCCUUCCUAUCAAUUCAAUGGCCUUGAUCGCCAGUCUUAUCAACCCGAAUUUCCAUCCCCCUUAGCAACAGAGGCGGUGCCCAAGGAGGAGUCUCUUGCUCCAGAGCCCACCCCCGCCGCUGUUGCAGAAAUCAAACGGGACUCUAUCCCAGCAGAGUCCGUUCCAGAGCCAGCUCAGUUGGCAACUGAGGUUACACCAACCGAUUCCAAGGAGACUCAGCCUCCUGCGGAGGACUCCCCUGCAUCUGUCAGUCUCGAUAAGGCUGCUACCGAAGACGUCCCUGCAGAGCCUUCACAUGAGCCGGAGUCAAACUUGCCCGAACAGCCUACCGAAGCACUCAUUCCACCGCCAGCUGAACACCAAGAUACCACACCUGCUCCGGUUGCGGAUGAGGCCCACAAUAUUCAAGAAGAUACCCCCAGUGGCCCAGAGCCUGGUCUUGAUUUUACAGACCCAAAGGAUGAUGUGGAAAUGGGUGACGCUCCCGAAGAACCCCAGCAACCCACUGAACCAGAAGAGCCAAGUGCACCUGAAGCUCCCGUGAAGCCAGCUUCCCCUUCGCCGCCAGCCGCAACUCAAGCUCCUACCGAUGAGGCCACGGAGCCCCCUGCUCCUGAGCCAGCCGCUGCGGACCCGACUACUGAGGAAGAAGCUCCAAUCGCAGCGAUCCAAGCAGAAGAACCAGCUGAGCAAUCGCCGCCUGCGCCGACUGAAGAGGCUGAGCAACAGGCCCCUUCGGAGGUACAACCUUCAGCCGAAAAUGAUGAGUCUGCACCUGUACAUUCACCCGAAGAACAAAAAGAUGAGCCAGAGGCACAAGCUGCCCCGGCUCCUGAAUCUGCUUGA